UCAACUGUCCGAGCGUUGGCCAAAUCUCUCUCACUUCCACAGGUUUCUCUCUCCGGCCAAAUCUAACCUCCGGGGAACGUCGUUGGUCACUUAUCACCGGUUAGAAUUUCCUUCCCGCUUUAUCCCGUAAACUUUUUUCCCAUUGAUUCCGAUCGUUUAUGUUCCUUCACCAAAUCGAUAAAGUUUGAUCUUUUUCCUUUUCACUAUUAUUAACAGACCAAUCUGUUUACACAAGAAAUCUACAGUAACUUAUCACUUGAAAAGUUUUGAUAAAUAGUUAGUAUAAUAAUUUGUUAAUUGUGUGUGUAAAUUUGAUUUCUUGAUUGUGUGUGAAUUGUGAUGAAGAGGGAAAACAAAAAAUGGCGACUUUGGUUGAUCCUCCUAAUGGGAUAAGGAAUGAAGGGAAGCAUUACUUCUCAAUGUGGCAAACUCUGUUCGAGAUCGACACUAAGUACAUGCCUAUCAAGCCUAUUGGUCGUGGAGCUUACGGUGUUGUCUGCUCCUCUGUUAACAGUGACACCAACGAGAAAGUUGCUAUCAAGAAGAUUCACAAUGUUUAUGAGAAUAGGAUCGAUGCGUUGAGGACUCUUCGGGAGCUCAAGCUUCUACGCCAUCUUCGACAUGAGAAUGUCAUUGCUUUGAAAGAUGUCAUGAUGCCAAUUCAUAAGAUGAGCUUCAAGGAUGUUUAUCUUGUUUAUGAGCUCAUGGACACUGAUCUCCACCAGAUUAUCAAGUCUUCUCAAGUUCUUAGUAACGAUCAUUGCCAAUACUUCUUGUUCCAGUUGCUUCGAGGGCUCAAGUAUAUUCAUUCAGCCAAUAUCCUGCACCGAGAUUUGAAACCUGGUAACCUUCUUGUCAACGCAAACUGCGAUUUAAAGAUAUGCGAUUUUGGACUAGCGCGUGCGAGCAACACCAAGGGUCAGUUCAUGACUGAAUAUGUUGUGACUCGUUGGUACCGAGCCCCAGAGCUUCUCCUCUGUUGUGACAACUAUGGAACAUCCAUUGAUGUUUGGUCUGUUGGUUGCAUUUUCGCCGAGCUUCUUGGUAGGAAACCGAUAUUCCAAGGAACGGAAUGUCUUAACCAGCUGAAGCUCAUUGUCAACAUUCUCGGAAGCCAAAGAGAAGAAGAUCUUGAGUUCAUAGAUAACCCGAAAGCUAAAAGAUACAUUAGAUCACUUCCGUACUCACCUGGGAUGUCUUUAUCCAGACUUUACCCGGGCGCUCAUGUUUUGGCCAUCGACCUUCUGCAGAAAAUGCUUGUUUUUGAUCCGUCAAAGAGGAUUAGUGUCUCUGAAGCACUCCAGCAUCCAUACAUGGCGCCUCUAUAUGACCCGAAUGCAAACCCUCCUGCUCAAGUUCCUAUCGAUCUCGAUGUAGAUGAGGAUUUGAGAGAGGAGAUGAUAAGAGAAAUGAUGUGGAAUGAGAUGCUUCACUACCAUCCACAAGCUUCAACCUUAAACACUGAGCUCUGAGCUCAAGUCUUGUUUGUACGGGUAAUUUACAGAAAACUUCUUCUUCUUAUGUCUGAUUGUCAUCAUAGACUCAUAGUGUAUAUAGUCUUGAAAAAUAAGAUGAAGACUAACUUAUAGUUUAAGCGAAUAGUGAUGCCAUGGAAGCUCUGUUUUAUUUAAUUACAAGCUUGAUGUGUGUCUGUAACAUAUGUACAUAGAGAGAGCUGUUUUUUUUUUUUAAUUACAAGUUUGAUGUGUGUCUGUAACAUAUGUACAUAGAAAGAGCUGUGUUUUUUUUUUAAUUACAAGCUUGAUGUGUGUCUGUAACAUAUGUUCAUAGAGAGAGCUGUGUUUCUGUUUCUCUGUUUGUUUGUUGCGUUCUUGCAGAACUUUUAACCCUCUCAUGCAAUCCAAGCCUUUUGAUG
Arabidopsis thaliana (thale cress) is the source of this 1876-nucleotide messenger RNA. It is a transcript of the gene MPK1, whose product is annotated as mitogen-activated protein kinase 1. Lineage: Eukaryota; Viridiplantae; Streptophyta; Magnoliopsida; Brassicales; Brassicaceae. The coding region runs from base 360 to 1472 and encodes 370 amino acids. Gene Ontology annotation, molecular function: protein kinase activity; protein serine kinase activity; ATP binding. Gene Ontology annotation, biological process: MAPK cascade. The record is from RefSeq and is marked reviewed. The transcript is spliced from 2 exons.